Molecule: messenger RNA, 1584 nt
Organism: Nerophis ophidion (straightnose pipefish)
Lineage: Eukaryota; Metazoa; Chordata; Actinopteri; Syngnathiformes; Syngnathidae
Gene: pus3
Product: pseudouridylate synthase 3
Exons: 7
Coding region: 150-1571 (473 amino acids)
Biological process (GO): tRNA pseudouridine synthesis; mRNA pseudouridine synthesis
Cellular component (GO): nucleus; cytoplasm
Molecular function (GO): RNA binding; pseudouridine synthase activity
Source: RefSeq, a predicted model, not a curated record
CCUGUACCGGAAGUGAGCACUUGCCGUAAAUGACUCCGACUCUAACGUAAAACUCGCGAACGUAAAGUAUCGCGUGUGCAGCAGCAGUAGCAAACAAACUUGAUUGGAAUGAAGAGAAAUACACGUUUUGAAACUUUUCUGAGGUCCAAAUGAUAAGAUUAAAAUACGUGAACCUAGUGAAAGGUCGUGAGGUGUUGGGCAGAAUGUCUGAGACUUUAGUCCAGAGAAUUAAGGACUUGGAAGACGAACUGAAGGAACUCAAGUCCCAGCUGAAGCAGACAAAUGGAACUCAAAUGGAGAGCUGUCCAUUACCAAAUGAGCCUACUAAAUCUUCAAAAAAGAUGAAGAAAGCAGUCAAAGUGCGUCCUUUUGACUUCUCUGCACAUCCUCGCCGCCAUGUGGCUCUGCGCCUGGCCUACCUUGGAUGGCUCUACCAAGGCUUUGCCGUCCAGGAGAACACGGACAACACGGUGGAGGCCAGAAUCUUCGAAGCCCUCCUGAAGACGCGACUCAUCCAGGACCGCCAGAGCUCCAACUAUCACCGCUGUGGACGCACCGACAAAGGAGUCAGCGCCUUCUCCCAGGUGAUAACCAUCGACCUGCGCUCCUCGCAGUACGGCGGAGGCUUGGGAGUCACGCUUCCCGGCGACGUUGGCGCUCAAAAGAAGGACGCCGCAGCCCCUGAGCUGCCUUACGUAAAGAUGCUCAACCGAGUCCUGCCCCGGGACAUUCGGAUUUUGGACUGGGCUCCUGCAGCGGCGGGCUUCAGCGCACGCUUUGACUGCCGGUCCCGCACAUACCGCUACUACUUCCCACGAGGAUCCUUAGACAUUACGUUGAUGACGGAAGCUGCCAAAAAAUACGAGGGUACACAUGACUUCCGAAAUCUGUGCAAGAUGGACGUUGGGAAUGGCGUCCUGCAGUUUGAGAGGACCAUCCUGUCUGCCGCAGUCAAACCUGUGCACCCUGAACGCACCGCAGACCCGUACGACGUGUUCAUAUUUGAGCUAAAAGGGCUCGCCUUCCUCUACCACCAGGUCCGCUGCAUGAUGGCCGUGCUUCUUCUGAUAGGCCAGAAGUUAGAAGCUCCAGACAUAAUCGAAAAGCUCCUCAAUGUUCAAAACAACCCCAGGAAGCCUCAAUACAACAUGGCAGUCAACUACCCGCUGGUUCUCUAUGACUGCCACUUCGAGGGUUUGAGCUGGAGACGGGAGUCCGAGGAGCUGAAUUACGUCCUGUCGUUCCUGCAGCAACACUGGACCCAGAGCGCUGUCAAGGCCCACGUCCUCCAGGGCAUGAUCCAAGGCUUGGAGGAGGCCACAGGCGAGUUAUCGUUCAACCAUUGUUGGCUGGUGGAGGGCAGCCACCAGAGAAACUACCGGCCGCUGCUGGAACGUCCUUUCUGCGAGAGCCUGGAGUCCAGGAUCGAGCACUAUGUCAAGAGAGGUAGACUCGAGCGAGAAGACGGUGAGGACGGAAGAAGUGAAAUGGUCCAUAAGGGAAAACGAUCCAAACAUUUUCACAAUUCCACUAAUUCUCCUGUUGAGGUGUCCAACCCAAGUCCUGAAUAAAAAGAUGAUUUUG